Messenger RNA from Xenopus laevis (African clawed frog), 2536 nucleotides. RefSeq names its product interferon regulatory factor 2 binding protein 2 S homeolog (gene irf2bp2.S). The record is from RefSeq and is a predicted model, not a curated record. NCBI's taxonomy places the organism in Eukaryota, Metazoa, Chordata, Amphibia, Anura, Pipidae. Gene Ontology annotation, cellular component: nucleus. The transcript is spliced from 2 exons. Bases 695 to 2278 code for a protein of 527 amino acids. Gene Ontology annotation, molecular function: transcription corepressor activity. Gene Ontology annotation, biological process: regulation of transcription by RNA polymerase II; negative regulation of DNA-templated transcription.
GCGGAGGGGGUGGUGGUUGGCCGGGGACUAUCGAAGAAUCAAGUAAACAGAGAACUUGGAAUCACAACGGUUGGCUCGACCGUGACGUCACCUACCUUAGCAGAGCUACUAGCAGCAGCAGUAGCCAGUGAGGGAGUCGGGAAACUAUACAGCAGUGGGUUCGAUGAUUGUUCUACUAUACGUGAGAAAUGUUUCCUAUACGUGAGAAAUGUUUCCCGUAUCGGCAAAAUAUUUGUUACAGCAGUAGCUAAUUGCAGGAAGGGGUUAAAGACCCGAGUUGUUGUGAGCUCUUGGCAGUUCAGAUAAGGGGGGGCCGCUCUGGUGACUGAAGCAACAGCCUAUCACCGGACCGGCUCCCCUCCCCCUACUCGCCCUCCCCUCCCUUGAGAUGUGCAGCUGAGGAAAGCGAGAGAAGCACUUCAGAAAAAAAAAUAAUAAUUGCUCCUCCUGUGGAUCUAGUGCUGGGCGUUGUGUGUAUGCUGUAAGCCGGAAUCGCCAGCAGCAGCCGAGGCGGAGGGCGCCGCCGCCCCGCUCCUCAAGGCUGUACCCGAUAAUUUUCUUUCUAGCGCAAGGAUUAGCAUACGGUUUGCAGUAAAUGUACUGGAAGGGGAAUUGUGUCCGUUUCUAAUUCUGGAAUAUAUAUUUACUGGACUGAAAUACACAAAUACUAAACGGUGGAUUAUACUUUUUUGUUAUGUCGUCCGCAACGGUGGCCGCCUCCCGACGGCAGUCGUGUUACCUUUGCGACCUACCACGAAUGCCAUGGGCUAUGAUUUGGGACUUUACAGAGCCCGUGUGCCGGGGCUGCGUCAAUUAUGAAGGGGCCGAUCGCAUUGAGUUUGUCAUCGAGACGGCCCGGCAUCUGAAGCGGGCGCACGGGUUCCAGGAGGGCAGGUCCCCUGGGCCUUCACCAUCCUCUUCAGUCAAGCCACAGCUGAGUGCAAAGGAGAUGGCGCAGAUCGGGCACACGAUGGGUGGCCCCGAGGGGGUAAUGCGGACCUCGCAGCAGCUCCCUCCUCCACAGUGCCUGGACCGGUACUCGCUGGAGAGACAACCACCCCCUCGUCUGGGAUCCGAAUAUGGCGUAGGCAGGCAGGUGAACGGUAUUCUCUUACCAAACGGCUUCCCGAAGCCCGAGGAGCCGCCGGAACUAAACCGACAGAGUCCGAACCCGCGCAGGACUAGCACGGCGCCUCAGUCCCUUGGCGCACUUAUGAACGGCACCCCCAUAAGCAGCGGUCGAGCACAAGUGGGACUCUCUGCGGCCUCUUUGGUGGCAGCUGCCACCACCUCGGCGGACCUGUCUGGAAAGCGGCCGGGUUCUGUGUCCAGCAGUGAACACGAUGGCAAGGAGAAACACAGAGCCGACAGCUAUUCCGACCUGGGCGAGAACCACAAGAGCAGGGCCGAGGAGUGGAUCAGCAAACCCAAGACGGUCAGGGACACACUGAUGGCCAUGCAGCAUAGCCACUCGCCUUUUGACUCCAAGUUCAAGAAAGAUCCCGGGCCCGGAAGAGUGUUGAGCUUUGAAGCCAACAACCCCGCUUCCAAAUCAGGGGCCCGUGGUGGUAGAAAAAGGAAAACAUCCCCAGAACCAGAAGGGGAAGGUGGCUCUGUUAAAAUAAAUGGAGAAGGACAACCAUGGUUGCCAGCGGCAGAGAGCCUUAAAAUUUCUACUAUGCCUAGCCCAUCUUUUAUAUCUCCACCUUCUACUGUUUCUCCUCAUUCCAACCGUACAACACCACCAGAAGCUGCACAAAAUGGGCAGUCUCCUAUGGCUGCUCUGAUAUUAGUCGCUGAUAAUGCCGGUGGCAAUCAUACAUCAAAGGAUGCUAACCAAGUGCAUUCUACAACAAGAAGAAACAGUAGCAGUCCACCAUCCCCAUCUUCUAUGAACCAAAGAAGAAUGGCUCCCCGGGAUGUGCCAAGCCAAAUUCCUAGUGGAGGAACAUCAUCCCAUGGAGGAAUGGAACAAGGGCAUCCUCAAAGCAUUCCAGACUCUUCUAUACCAAACAGUAUACCAUUAUGCUGCACUCUUUGCCACGAGCGUCUUGAAGACACACAUUUUGUACAGUGCCCUUCUGUACCUUCUCAUAAGUUUUGUUUCCCAUGCUCAAGGCAAAGUAUUAAACAACAAGGCUCAUCUGGAGAAGUAUAUUGUCCAAGUGGUGAAAAAUGCCCCUUGGUGGGAUCAAAUGUACCAUGGGCCUUUAUGCAGGGAGAAAUUGCCACCAUUCUUGCUGGGGAUGUAAAAGUGAAAAAAGAAAGGGACUCUUGACUUUCUUUAACUUGGUAGGCACCAUUAUCAAAUGUACCAUGGGCCUUUAUGCAGGGAGAAAUUGCCACCAUUCUUGUUGGGGAUGUAAAAGUGAAAAAAGAAAGGGACUCUUGACUUUCUUUAACUUGGUAGGCACCAUUAUCUCUAACUAAAACUUCACAACUUAGAAUUCUGUGUGUAUGUAUGCAUAUAUGUAUGUGUGUAUGUGUGUAUGUGUGUAUGUGUGUAUGUGUGUAUGUGUGUAUGUAUAUGUAUAUG